Sceloporus undulatus (fence lizard) is the source of this 4291-nucleotide messenger RNA. It is a transcript of the gene CAPN6, whose product is annotated as calpain 6. The transcript has 14 exons. The coding region runs from base 465 to 2402 and encodes 645 amino acids. The record is from RefSeq and is a predicted model, not a curated record. Gene Ontology annotation, cellular component: cytoplasm. Gene Ontology annotation, biological process: proteolysis. NCBI's taxonomy places the organism in Eukaryota, Metazoa, Chordata, Lepidosauria, Squamata, Phrynosomatidae. Gene Ontology annotation, molecular function: calcium-dependent cysteine-type endopeptidase activity.
UGUCCCUAUCCAACGAUUUGCAUUCAUGCAACUCAUUUUGCAAUGACACGCCUUGCAUCCAAAACUCAGUUGCUUCUAAAUGGAGUUGUUUGGGGGAGACCAGCUGAGGAGACCAACUGUUUAAAGAGAAAUACAAGUGGCUAAAUGUGAGAUGAAAGGCCUGAUGCAAAACCCUUCACGUUUGCUUUCUGGAGUUCAAUAGCCCGACGGCCAAAAAAGAGCAGAAAUAGAAGCAGUAACCCACUCUGGUGAAAAGGCCGAUUGCUGCCCUGGGAAUUUUGCCUCUUAGAUAUUGCAAAGAGAGGAGUAUCUUUCAUUACGAACCUUAUAAAAUAAUCAUCCGUCAUGAUCUGGGUUUCACGGCACCCUUUUCGCCUGUUUGCCGAGUGUAUUCAGGGCCAAUGUGGUGGUUUUAACAGAGCUUGGGAAAUUGGCUUCCAGGAUCCCACAGCUGACAGAGCGCCAUGUGUUCGGCUUCGAUAAAAGCCUUCAAAAAUCAGGAGUAUCAGCAACUGAAGCAGCAGUGCCUCCAACAAAGAAAACUCUUCGAAGACCCUGAAUUCCCAGCUUCUGACAAAUCGCUCUUCUACAGCACUGCGCCACCGGGGAGGAUCGAAUGGAAACGCCCAAAGGAACUCUGCGAAGACCCUCACCUGUUUGUGAACGGAAUCAGUUCCCACGACUUGCAUCAGGGCAGGCUGGGAAACUGUUGGUUCGUGGCGGCUUGCUCUUGCCUUGCCCUUCGGGAGAAUCUCUGGCAAAAGGUGAUUCCAAAUGUUAAGGAACAGGACUGGAACCGUAAAAGUCCAGAGAAACACGCGGGGAUAUUUCACUUCCGGUUCUGGUGUCUUGGGGAAUGGAUGGACGUGGUCAUUGAUGACCGCCUCCCAACCCUGAACAAUGAGCUGAUCUUCUGCCACUCUAAUGACCGCAAUGAAUUCUGGAGCGCACUCCUGGAGAAAGCCUAUGCCAAGUUAGCUGGAUGUUACGAAGCCUUGGAUGGAGGCAGCACUGCAGAAGCGAUUGUGGACUUCACAGGAGCGGUUACAGAAUCCAUUGACAUGGCAGAAGGCAAAUAUAGCCAUGACAUCAUUGAACAGGCCAAGCUCUUUGAAGACAUGCUGAAAGUGCAAAGAAGAGGAGGAUUGAUCAGCUGUUACAUCAAGCCCAUGUCCUCCCAUGAUUUUGAGGGACAGACGGUGAUGGGUUUAAUCAAGGGCCAUGCCUACUCCGUGACAGCAGUCCUGAUGAUGAGUCUAGAAAAGAAGCUCAUGUCAUGCACAAAGUCUAAGAAACUCUUCAUGAUCAGGCUGAGGAAUCCCUGGGGAAAGAAAGAGUGGAACGGUGCAUGGAGCGAUGAAUCAGAAGAAUGGAAAAAUGUGAGCAAAGCAGAACGCAAAAAACUGGGACUCAUGGUUGAAAAUGAUGGAGAGUUCUGGAUGACAUUUGAAGACUGGUGUAAAAACUUCACCGAUGUCGACAUCUGUCGCAUUGUGAACACAUCCCUUUUUAGCGUCCACAAGACCUGGGAAAAGAAAACGAUGCGCGGACAAUGGACCAAGAACACAGACCCGUUGUUGAACCGCUCUGGGGGAUGUUCGAAUCAGAAAGCCACCUUUUUACAAAACCCACAGUAUGCCUUCGAGGUCAAGAAGGUGGAGGACAAAGUGAUGGUCUCCCUGCAGCAGAAGGAUCGCCGCAUUCACAAAAAAGAAGGGACGGGGGAUAAUUUGGUUAUUGGCUUUGAAAUCUUCAAGGUGGAGGACAACAGAGAAUAUCGAAUGCAUACCUUGAAAAUACAGGAGAAGGUGGCUACCUCUACAUACAUUGACAAUCGCAUGGUCUUUCUGAAGGUGUUCCUCAAGCAAGGCCGAUACGUCUUGAUCCCAACCACCUUCAGCCCAGGCAUUGAAGCUGAGUUUAUUCUGAGGCUGUUCACAGAUGUGCCAUCCAAACUCAGAGAACUUAAAUUGCACAAACCAAGGCUAAGGUGUCUGGACAUCGUAUGCGGAGUCCCACAGAGAGUGUCCCAGGUCAAAAUCUUCUCAGUGGAGGGUCUUCCCGGUCAAGACAGACACGGUGGAGCAAAUCCCUAUGUUAUCGUCAAGUGUGAGAAAAGGAAGGUUCAGUCUCCCGUCCAACAUGGCACUGUCAAUGCUGUUUUCAAUACACAAGCUGUUUUCUACCGAAGGGAUGUCCAGAAACCCAUCGUUGUCCAGGUCUGGCACAGCAAUGUCUUCUCCAACCAGUUCCUGGGACAAGUGCUGAUGACAGCAUCACCCGGUGACCCCAAAGAACUUCAGAAGCUCCGACUCCGGGGCAGAGGCGGGCGUGAAGCAGAGGAGAUGCCAGGUCACAUCACCGUCAUGGCUCUCUCCAGCGAUGACCUUGCGGAGCUAUGAAUACUUAAGGCUGACAGGCCCAGACGAGGCUGUCACCUCGCAGCGAGGGACCUCAUUUGCCUUCUCCUCCUCAUCGGGAGGAAGGCCAAAGCGUCGAUUUGCAUGUAGGCGCGAACGGCUCUAAAAUUAGCCUCCUUCCCUUGUUGUGUCUGGGUUUUACCUGGGCAACAAAGAAAGAGAGCAGAAGCCACUCAGCGACCAUUAUGCUGUCAUCUCUGCUUUUCUCCACCUAUACGCAUGUUUCCAAUGAGACAAACAAGCACAUACAGAUACAUACCUGCAAGAAGUAGGGUGGCUUGUGCAACUGGAGUGACUGCAUUAUAAUCGUGGGGUGUGUUUUGAGCCCCUUUGUUAGAAAAUGAAGUUCCAGGGAGACGGACAAGACUGAGUUAACUGCCAAGAUCCUAUUUGACACCGGCAGAGUGAAAAGUUCAACUCUGUUCAUGGGCAAAUGAAAAGUUCAUAGGAAAAUGCUAGCUGUCAGCAAGAUGAUACAGUCUGUUCUGGACACACACACACACACCCAGCGUAAGGGGAAUUCCGUGUAUGUGUGAGCCCCAUUUAAAUGAAUGAGGCUCGUACACACGAAAACGUGGUGGCGCAUGCACACCACAGGCACACAUGCCAUUACCCCUCAUGGGGUGCGCCAUAAGUUUUACAUGUAAGGCACGCCCAUGUAUGAUGCGGGCACACUGUAAUAGGAGAAAUUUUCCUGGUGUGCCCCAUAGUUGGACCCAAUUAUUUGGGUUGGGAGGCAGAGCUGUACCCUGGUACCACCCAUCAACUGUUGUACAACCAGGAGAAAACGGUUGUGAAAGGUGGCACUGGAUACCUUCCUGUACAAUGUCAAAAAGUAGUUAUGGUACGGUAACUCCUGGUUGUAACAUAAGUCACUAAGAGGAUUCUAAACCAAAAUGUAGGACGAGAACGUGGAUCACGCCGCUGGAGCACAAAGUUCCAGCUCCUCUAUGAGUGCUAUACUGUACUCCAAAUUCCCCUUAAUCUCGCCAUUCAUUAAAUCGCCACUAACUGUAGCGGUAAUGCAUUUUCUUUGUCUUGUAUUAAACAGCCCCACGACAGUCAAAGUAGCUACUAUAUUUGGCAUGUUAAGAUGACAAAUCCCAUGUUGAGAGGAUCAAAAUGUCAGAAUAUUGCGCACAAAACUUUCCCCGUUGCUUUUUUUUAAAACCUGCAUUUCAAUAUAGAUAGUCAGAAUCAUUGGGUCUUGCAUUCAUAUUGAGAAAAUGCAUGCACUUUCCAUCUCUGAGUCAAUUUAGCCUUUAUCCAUACAGAUAAAAAAGAAUCCAUUUAAUGUCUUCUUCAUCUUCUUAUCUUCAGUGAGAAUAUCAGUAGGUUGUGGGAUAUCAAAUUGCCCCGUGUCGACGGGAGUGUUUGUGGAUAACAAAUCAAGGGUACCCAAAAUACUAUACAUCUCACAGAUGGCUGAAACGAAAUGGAUGAGGUUAAUAUAUCAUCGCAUAUCGGCAUUUCCCCCAUAUUGUUAAAAAAGCAACAUCUCAGUGUGUGGAAGGUAAUGCCUGUACUCUUCGCUUUUGCUUCUGUUAUCCACCAGGAUGUGUUACUCGGUACAGAAGCUUAAAUAAAUGUAUAUAUAUAUUGGCUAGAAUCCUCUAUCACAGUCCAUUUUAUUGAACUUUAUGUAUACUUAGCUGUGUGGUAAAGAGGCUAUGAAACCUGGUAGUGAAUUGCAAAGAUGCAUAACAGGAGACCGGUGUUCAAAUGUGCAAUGCAACCCAUGCACAUUGGGAGUGAAGUGCGUCGGUCCUGUGGUGCAUCAGUCCUGAUGUGCAGGUGCUUUUCAGCCACUACCUUCCACUAAAUGGCCAUUUUGAAGGAGCACCGGCAGUGGGUGAGUUUUGAAGAGUAGG